Habropoda laboriosa is the source of this 1434-nucleotide messenger RNA. RefSeq lists its product as uncharacterized. The transcript has 2 exons. Lineage: Eukaryota; Metazoa; Arthropoda; Insecta; Hymenoptera; Apidae. Bases 1 to 1434 code for a protein of 477 amino acids. The record is from RefSeq and is a predicted model, not a curated record.
AUGACAACUUUCGAUUUCUUUUUAAAGAGCAAGGUGGAGAACAACAAUUUCUGUUGCGGCGGUGAACCGCAGAAGCCGCGCGAACCGGAAGUGCACAAAUACAUAGUGUUUAGUCGGGGUCAAGACGAGCUCAGUUUGCUCGAAGAUUACGAAGACGCACAACGCGAGCGAGACGCGACCAGCGAUCAAUUCGACGACGUCAUAUCAGCGGCUAUGGCGAUCAUGCACAUGUCGAAGUAUCCCCCGACUCGUUCUUCCCAAGCGGAACGUGAAGCGGCCACGCCUUCACGAACAUCGUCCGCGACAUCGCCUGCGUCCGCGACCGCGACCACGACCGCGAAAGCAAACGUGCCACUUCCUCGAAUAGACAUACCGAAAUUCGACGGUAAAUUGGAGAAGUGGGUGGAAUUCAAGGACGCGUUCGAAACAUUGAUUCACGCGCACACCGGGCUAAGCGACGUGGAAAAAUUAACUUACCUCCGGCUUUCGUUAAUCGGCGCGGCCCAACGAACGAUAGCGUCGUUCUCAAUGAGUCGCGAUAAUUAUACGGCGGCAUGGGAGCAAAUUGUAGAAGCGUACGACAACAAACGCGCGUUGAUCAUGCGCCACGCCGAAUUAAUUGUCGACAUGCCCACCAUGCCGGACGACUCACCGGAGUCCAUACGCGACGCGAUAGACCACAUGCAGUCGCACCUACGAUCGUUGACUGCACUUGGACGUUCCGAAGCUGAACAGCGGGACGAUCUGUGCGUGGCGAUUCUCAACAGAAAGCUAGGACCGAAGACGAGACACACAUGGGAGCAAACACUGACCGACACCGAAAUGCCCAGCAUCCACAGCUUCUUGAAGCAUUUAAGGAUUCAAUCGCACCGCGGAAAUCAGUUUGAGACGACGCCGAAUCGAAGCGAACCGCAUUCGAACUGGAGCCGCACGCACGAGAACGCCAAGCCCGCGGAACGUCGACCAGAGCGCAGACCGGAGCCGAGAAGGUAUCCAGCGCGAAAAUCGGCACCUCCACCGCGCAACGCUAAUCGGCAGACGUUCGCGACUACCACGACCAACACCGGUCGCAAGUCGCCAUCAUCGCCGAACAGAGACAAUUGGGAAACCGUCCCAAGAAAGUCUAAUAACGGUCGUAAAUCGCCACCACCGUCACCACGCGCGAAUAGACGGCAACAAUCGACGAAACCGGCCGAAACAAAUUGCAGAAUAUGCAAAAACGGGGCACACCACGCGUACCAGUGCCACGUAUUUCUGGGAAUGCCCACGUACGAACGGGUGCAGGCAGCUCAGAACGCGAACUUAUGUUUGAACUGCCUUCGUUCAGACCAUCCGACGAACGAUUGCAAAUCGGGCAGAUGUCGCGUGUGCAACCAUCGCCACAAUUCGAAGUUGCAUCAGGAAUCCGCGUCGCGAUCGGAAAGUCCGAUAUGA